This is a messenger RNA of Helianthus annuus (common sunflower), 2175 nucleotides long. Its product is annotated as protein IQ-DOMAIN 31. NCBI's taxonomy places the organism in Eukaryota, Viridiplantae, Streptophyta, Magnoliopsida, Asterales, Asteraceae. Bases 229 to 1902 code for a protein of 557 amino acids. The record is from RefSeq and is a predicted model, not a curated record. Gene Ontology annotation, molecular function: protein binding. The transcript is spliced from 8 exons.
ACUAAAGAAACACUGUGAGAGUGUGAGUGAAGCUGAAUACAGACAGAUAGAUACAUACAUACAUAUGAUAUAUAGUGAGAGUGAGAAAGUAGGAAAAGCAUCGGGGUCCAUGUUCCUCAACCGCAUGACAUCCAAUUCAAGCUUUCUUCCUCCACUCGCAACCUAGGGUUCCGAAAUCUUCAGAGAAUUUGAAGGUGCACCGUUUAUAGCAGCGGCUAUCAGUUGACAAUGGGGAAGUCUCCUGGAAAAUGGAUCAAGACUGUGCUUUUCGGGAAGAAGUCAUCAAAAUCCAAUCUCUCAAAAGAUGUUACCUCAGAAAUCAGGACAUCAGAUACUGGUAAGGCAACAUCAGAGGAUUGUGGUGCUGAUUCUAUGGUUAUCUCUAGCCCAGUGCGCCCAGUCAUUGUUUCAAGUGGAGAGCGUACAGAAUUGGAAAAGAGCUCCAGUGCCAGCUUAAUGCCUGAUACAGCUGAAGAUCUGAGAAAUCCCAUGGACUUAACUGCUGUUAACGGUGAUGAGUUGAUCAGGCUAGAGCAGGCUGCCAGAAAAGUGCAGGCUACUUUCAGGGGAUACUUGGCCCGAAGAGCAUUUUGGGCCCUCAGGGGUAUCAUAAGGCUUCAAGCUCUAGUUCGUGGCCACUUAGUUCGGAGACAGGCUAUAGCUACUUUGAGCUGCAUGCGUGCAAUUAUUGAGUUCCAGGCUUUAGCACGUGGCCGAAUGGUCAGACUUUCUAAUGGUCAAAUGCUUAUAAAACACACUCCAAGAGAAUCUGUGGUUAAGAAACCGGCAGACUUGCUUAAAACAUCCCUUCGAGUAGAGAAGCUAUCAACAAAUGUAUUCGCCACUAAGCUUGUUGCUUCUUCUCGCAAUACCACACCAUUAACUAUCCAGUACGAACCGACGGAACCAAAUUCCGUGAGAAGCUGGCUCACCCGAUGGUCGUCUUCACACUUCUGGGACCCACUACCGCAACCAAAACAACCGCUUGAUGCAAAACCGAAAAGAAAGCAGACUAAAUUACAAACUGAAGAUACUGAAACCGGAACCGGGAGGCCAAAAAGAAGCGUUCGCAGAGUUCCCGCACCAAAUAAUGAUAAUAACGGCCUCUCGAAUUCCUCUGAAAAUGAAAAAUCAAGGCGCACGGUGAGAAAAUUCAACCACCAACCAGACUCUGGUCAUGGUCUAAGUCAAAGUCAAGAUCAAUCUCUAACUGAACUUGAAAAGGUCAAACGUAAUUUGAGAAAAAUAUCUGUAUCCACCUCCAAACCUCCCGAGAAAUCAGAAUUGGACAUUGAAAAAACGUCACCCACUUUCAAUAAAGUUUCGGUCUCCCCUACUCCAGACGUUUCAGAGAAAAACAACGAUUCGAUAAAUGGUUCAUGUGUUGAGAACGUUAAACAGCCUGAGCCCAAGCCCGAGCCUGAGCCUGAGCCAGAAGAACCCCCGGUUCAAGCUCAAGCUCCAGAUGAUAAACCACUUGAUCAACCUCCCAUUGAGCCACCGUCCCUAGAAACCAAUGGGAAGCAUGAAACCGAACCACCUUCGAAUGUGGAGUCAAAUGGGAAGGAAAGUCAGAAAGCUAGGAGAAGAAAGUCAAUGCCGGCAAAACAAGAACACCAUGAGAGCGUGUCACAGAACACACCAACCUUACCAAGCUACAUGGCGGCGACUGAGUCAGCAAAGGCCAAACUUAGAGCACAAGCAGCGGCAAGGGCGGCAGAAGAAGGCGGUGAAGAUGGUUUGACCAGGCGGCAAUCUCUACCAUCUGCUGGUAAAGUGAUGUUGCAUUCGCCACGUGUUCAGAGGCCUUUACAUGCCAAUGGCAAAGGGGGAAUUAAACCUAACAAAUCUCAAAUAUCACCUAGAGAUGAAAAAGUGAUCCAGGCGGGGUGGAGGAGGUGAUUGCAAGGAGCAAUUGGAGAGACCUAUCGGUUGCAGCAAAUUGGGUAUGGUUGUUAUUGUAUUGUGCUACAUUGUUAGGCAUUGAAAAAUAACUGAUGUUUGUUUGUUGUGAUCAGUUUCUUUUUGUUUUAAGGAGGGAGGGUGUUAUAGCCAGUCAGUCCGUGUCUUAAUGUAUAGUUAUGAACCUAAAGUUUGUAUUGUUUUGAUGUGUUUUUGUGUGAUUGAGAUACAUAACUUCCUUUUACAUGAUCAGCCAAUUGGUUGUCCUUUAAA